Cuscuta europaea is the source of this 1390-nucleotide messenger RNA. The record is from the annotation of a GenBank genome assembly. Lineage: Eukaryota; Viridiplantae; Streptophyta; Magnoliopsida; Solanales; Convolvulaceae.
CCAAUAUAGGUAGCCGUAGAGAACUUUAAUUACUGUGACUCGUGAAUUAAAACCGCUCUCGGGAAUUGGGUGUCUAUAUAAACAAUCACCUCUUUCCCUCAUUCUCAUCAACUCGGCCUUCUUUUCAACCCAUAAAUGCUCCGGCCAUAGAUCGUUUUCAAAAAAAGGGAGAGAAACAUGGAUUAUUAUGAAAAUGGGUUCUUUGAAGAAUUAGUAGCUCUGAGAAGUGAUCCCCAAGAAAUGGGAAUGGAAAUGGAAAUGGGAUUGAUGAAAAACAUCAGCAAUUAUUAUUGCAAUGAUAUUGACGGCGGGUGGCAGAGCGGCGAUUCCUUCGGGAACACUACCCUUCCGACUACCCUUCCGCCAAUCUCCGCCGUGGACGAGUGUUUUCCGUUUCAGUGGCAGAGCCAAGAGUACGGCGGAUCACUCGCGGACUUGUACCACGGCGGCCCACAAUUAUUCGGAAAUGACGGUGAACUCUGGCCGCCUCAUUUUGCGGAUUCGUUAUUGCCAUUCCCAUCAGAAUUGUCGUUAGACUUGAGCAGUAGUAGUACAUCUUCUUCACAGAUAUUGGAGCCGGUACUUCUUGAAACGCCGGCGGGUUCUUUCGGUAACAUCGCCGGAUGUUGCCCUGAGAAGGAGGAGGAGGAGGCCGUCAAAUCCAAGGUGAAGAAGGUCCAUGGGCAGCCUUCCAAGAACUUGAUGGCUGAGAGAAGAAGAAGAAAGCGGCUUAACGACCGCCUCUCCAUGCUCAGAUCCGUUGUUCCCAAGAUCAGCAAGAUGGACAGAACAUCUAUAUUGGGGGAUACUAUAGACUACAUGAAGGAGUUGUUAGGGAAAAUCAACAGUCUACAAGAAGAAAUGGAUGUGGGGAAGAAAGAGAUGGGCAUUUUGAAGAAUGUGAAACCCAAUGAAAUGGAGGUUAAAAUUUCUCCAAAGUUUGAGGUGGAAAGCAGUGGGGAGGUUGAUACAAAGAUAGAGAUUUGUUGUGGAGGAAAGCCAGGGCUGUUACUAACCACAGUGGCCACAUUGGAGGCUCUAGGCCUUGAGAUUGAGCAGUGUGUCAUUAGCUGUUUCAAUGACUUUUCAAUGCAAGCUUCCUGCACUAUGGAAACAGAGCAGAGAAAAGCCUUAAGUUCAGAAGAUAUAAGGCAGGCGCUAUUUAGAAAUGCUGGAUGUGGAGGAAAGUGCUUCUAGUGGAAAAAAACAUUUUUCAAGAUUAUAUAUAUUGGGGAAGGAAUUGUAUGGAGAUGGUCUCUAGAUCUUCUCUAAUAUGGCAUGCAUUGAAUAUUAUUAGUGAUUAGCUUGUAUGUAGUUAUUGUUUUUUUUCCUUUUCAUUCUAAUAAAAUUUGUGGGCAUUCUAUAUAUUUUCAUCCAAAUUCCGAAGAAA